AUGGACAUCACGAACAUUUCAUUCCCGACACCUCAUGUGACGCCAGAGGCAGUCACUGAUAACAUCCUCCCAUUCUACGUGAACAUAAAUCGCCAGAGGAUCAAUCCUCAGAAGGACUGCCUCUUAUUCAAGCUCUCGGCAGAGAUACGACAGCAGAUCUACGAUUAUGUUUUUCAAACUGAGCCCAACAAAGGCAAGAAGUACCCGCUCAGGAGGUCUUGGAGGAGGCCAGGUUUUGAGGCCCCUCCGCAUGUCCACACCAAUUUGCUCCAGACCUGCAGCCUGAUCUACUCCGAGUGCUGGGCGAUCCCCACACUGAACACUACCAUGAUCAUCCACGAGGGAUCCGAACAGGACCGGAUUCCCAGUGACCCCAUGGCCGCGGCGACCCAUCCGUCGCAGCUGCUGCUUGGCCUCCCAGCCUGGCAGGUUCUCCUCCUCCAGCACGUCCACAUCACUCUGACACAAUUUCAACUCGAGAACGGCGCUCUUGAGUCUUGGCUCUCGACCUUGCACAAGGCGAGGUCGUCAGCCGGAUACUACGUUCAACGCUUCAUCAAACAAAAAUGUUUCAACACGCCCCAGCUGCAAACUUUUGCCAAGACUGGCCUUAUGGACGUGAAGAUCAGAUCUCUCACGGUCAGGAUCAACCGCCAGGACUGGUGGUUCUGGGACUACGAGCCCACUGGGAAGGACGACGAUCUAAUGAGCGAGGCCGAGGCCGAGGAUGAAGAACCCGAAUACAUCCUCAGUCUGCCGCAGCCGCCGUCACCCUAUUCCGUCAAGAGCUUUGACAAACUCCACCCUUUUGCCAACAACUUCCAGAUGACCUUCGCUCUCGAGACCUGGCGCGGCAAGUUGUGGGAGCUAGACGACAUCUUUGAAGCUCCCGGACCCGACGGCGAGGACGACACUGAGGACAAGCCCAACUUCAUGGUGUGGGAUGGCAAGAUCCGCCAGGAGAGCUGGGAGAAGGGCAAGGGCGACCACGGAAUUUGGUGGGUGACCCAGCCCGAAUUCGAAGAAGAUGCGAGGAAGAUUGAGGUGCGAUACAUCCGGUUCGUCCAGGAGCGCUUCGUCGAGCCCGCCAAGAACCCGCGCAAGAGGAAGUGGACUCGGCCUCCCCGCAUUGAGGAGUUUUAA
Molecule: messenger RNA, 1143 nt
Organism: Clonostachys rhizophaga
Lineage: Eukaryota; Fungi; Ascomycota; Sordariomycetes; Hypocreales; Bionectriaceae
Source: the annotation of a GenBank genome assembly